AUGCGCCAAACAGCUGGGUCAUCUUUCUUCUGGUACUUGGUUGCCUCGUUUUUGAUGUUGGCCAGCGUCGCUUCCGCUUUUUACGUGCCGUAUGGAGAGGACUACUACUUCGCGCCGGCAGCGGAAAAACGAUCAGUCGCCUUCGCACCACGACACGAGAAACGCGAAUUCAGCGCCGACGACCUAUCGCUCCGAUUCGGCAAGCGCUCCGGGUCGUCAUCGUUGCACUUCAACCCCGAGGAUAUCCACCUUCGAUUUGGGCGCAAA
This is a messenger RNA of Mesorhabditis spiculigera, 267 nucleotides long. The record is from the annotation of a GenBank genome assembly. Lineage: Eukaryota; Metazoa; Nematoda; Chromadorea; Rhabditida; Rhabditidae.